GAAAGAUGAAAGCAUGGCGGCUACUGGCGGUGAUCGAGCUUUGUUCUUCUGGCUUGCUUUUCAGGACCACGGCGGUCCUGAAAGACAACAAUUUCAGCAAAGUAAAUGAUGGCGAUCGAAACUAGUGGAAGAAUAGAAAAAGUAAAUGGAAAUGAAUUGAGGUAUGAGGAAUUUGUAGAACGAUACAUGGAGAAGAACCAACCUGUGGUUUUGACAGGUCUUAUGGAUGAUUGGAAGGCUUGCAGCGAUUGGGUCGACGAGAAUGGGCAGCCAAAUCUACGGUUCUUUUCCACGCAUUUCGGGAAAUCCAAGGUUCAGGUUGCAGAUUGCAAUACUAGAGACUUCACAGAUCAGAUGAGAGUAGAAAUGUCUGUUUCAGAGUUCAUUGAUCAAUGGUGCAAGGAGGCUGUACAGGAGGAGCGUGGCGUUACUUCGAACAAUGGAGAUAUCGACAAGUCUGUACUAUACUUGAAGGACUGGCAUUUUGUGAAGGAAUACCCAAAUUAUGCAGCAUAUUCAACUCCACACUUUGUUCGUGAUGACUGGCUCAAUCUAUACCUCGACAGUUACCGUAUGCACAGGGAUCCCGACUCUUACCAAGAGAAGGAUGAAAUAAGUUGCUCCGACUAUCGUUUUGUUUACAUGGGAGCAAAAGGUUCUUGGACUCCACUUCAUGCCGACGUUUUCAGGUCAUACAGCUGGUCGGCAAAUGUUUGUGGAAAGAAACAAUGGUUUCUUUUGCCUCCUUCUCAGUCUCAUCUUGUAUUCGACAGGAAUAUGAAGGCCUGCAUAUAUAAUAUCUUUGAUAAUAAUAUAAGUGAAAAUUUGUUUCCUGGUUUUAAGAAGGUAAAUAUGAUUCCAGAUGUUCAACGUCUUCACCUUCUAUCGCUCGAAUAUAUCAGCUUUUUUCAUGUUCAUGUGUUUAUCAUUAUGCAGGCUACCUGGUUGGAGUGCAUUCAAGAACAGAAUGAAAUUAUAUUUGUGCCAAGUGGCUGGUAUCAUCAGGUUCAUAAUCUGGAAGACACUGUAUCAAUAAACCACAAUUGGUUUAACUCCUACAACCUCUGUUGGGUGCUGGACUUGAUGGCACGGGAUUACAAUGAAGCUAAGGAGUACAUAGAAGACAUUAGAGAUAUAUGUGAUGACUUUGAAGGUCUCUGUCAGCGCAACCUCGCAGCGAACACAGGCAUGAACUUCUAUGAUUUCUUCAUCUUCUUAGCACGCUUUACUCUUGCCAAUUUGGUGGUAUUAGACAAUCUAGCUAGAGACACCGAAAAUGUUGCUGGGAGCUUAUCUCCAAUGGUUCAACAGUUGGCUCACAAUCUUGCUUCAAUAAAGAACAUUGUCUUGAAAAUGAAAUCCCUGGAAUGUUUUUCAGGAGACCAAGGAUUCAUGUUGGAUCUAGGAGAAACACACAAAGAUCCCAAGCUUUCUAAACUCUGUUACUCUUUAGUUCAAGCUUGUGGGUCCAUACAUAAACAACAGAUUUCGAGCCUUUGCAUGAAGACAAUCGCAACACACGAUUCUAGAUCUUUGACUAUCAUUCAAAACUUUUGUGAUGGUGUAUCAUCCCCCCAAGAUCUUGUCAAAUUUAUCGACACGGUCUCAACAGAACUCGCAAAAUCAGAAGCACCAGAAUGAUAGUUCUCAUGUCAUACAUGCACAGCUGAUAUCCAAGCUCGUUGUUGGUAGAACAGUGUGGUUCAUUUACCAGGCAUUUGAGAAAUAAGAAAUCAGAAUGAAUGAUGAAUCUCACUAGUGCUAGUCCUCCUGGCAUUGAAGUGACAAAUCUUUGCUUUCAGAUUCUCUUUCUCUCUCAUGAUUGGAUCGUUGCAGUGAUUCAAAGAAAAGGAGGGAAACAGAGGUUAGCAGUCUGUGGUAUGAUUUGAAAGCGACCCCAUGGUGGAUCAAAUUGUGGGUGCACCCACAAAAGAUCACCAUCUUUUACGGGCCUUUGCUUUUUUCCUGAACCGUCCCAUAAAAGUGUUGUUUCCUUUGCUUUUGUUGGUAAAGUAAACUGUAUUAUUGUAUGCUUUUUCAGUUCAGGCCACCACACAAAGAUGAGCGCCUGUGGUUAAAGUUGGCGGCACCAAGCUGUGGCGUCCAUUUCACUCUUCCCCUCACUCACUGGUUCAUCACUCCCUCUCAUCUCUUGUUUUUUAUCCAACAAUCUGUUCUAAACAAAUCUUUGGAACUAUUUAAUUAGUUUGUGAUGCGAGAUUUCUGUUAUUUGUUUGUCUCAUGAGAUGGACGAGUAUCUAAAGCAUGUAACGGGUUUGAUCUUCCACUCUGCAAUUGUUUAAACGGUUGCUAUACCGACUUUUUUGAAUUAAAACUCAUUUGCAAGCUCUCCCUUUUCCUA
Molecule: messenger RNA, 2362 nt
Organism: Cucurbita moschata (crookneck pumpkin)
Lineage: Eukaryota; Viridiplantae; Streptophyta; Magnoliopsida; Cucurbitales; Cucurbitaceae
Product: jmjC domain-containing protein 4
Exons: 8
Coding region: 106-1641 (511 amino acids)
Biological process (GO): protein hydroxylation; positive regulation of translational termination; negative regulation of gene expression
Cellular component (GO): nucleus; cytoplasm
Molecular function (GO): sequence-specific DNA binding; histone H4R3 demethylase activity
Source: RefSeq, a predicted model, not a curated record